Jatropha curcas is the source of this 1450-nucleotide messenger RNA. RefSeq lists its product as uncharacterized. NCBI's taxonomy places the organism in Eukaryota, Viridiplantae, Streptophyta, Magnoliopsida, Malpighiales, Euphorbiaceae. The record is from RefSeq and is a predicted model, not a curated record.
UUAAUCUUCACGUGCUCUCUCUGCCUCUCUCUACCCAUAGUAAUAAAUAAAUAUAUAAUAAUCAAAAAAAAUAUUUUUUUUAUACUUUUUUCUCUGCAAAUCUUAUCCAUCCCAUUCACUGCUCUGUUACCUCUUUUUUGUUCCUUUUUAAUGUCUUUUUGGGGGUCAGUGAGGUCGUUAUAGAAAGGUUUUAUCUAUCAAAGGGGACUACAUACAGUUUUGUUCGUUGGUUGACAAAGAAAGGUUUUUUACAAAUAAUAAUAAUACUAACAGCUACGAUGGAAAACAAGAAGCAUGGUGUUGGAAGCAGUGCUUCUUCUUUGGAUCAUCUUUUUGGUCCUAAAGACUCUUCUUCUUCUUCAUCUUCAUCAUCAUCAAGCGUUUUUGGGUCUAUUUUCUCUCCUCCAUCAUCAUCAACGGGCCUGAGAAGGGACUCUGCAGGAAUUAUGGGAAACCAAACUGGGAAUAUCAAAUAUGGAAAUCCAGAUAACACAGCUCAAAGCAACAAAGGUGGCAUAAGUGGAAAAGAUACCAGUUCUUCUGUUUAUCAAAAUGAAACAGCAGAACCUUGUUAUUUCAGCUCAUCAAUUUACUAUGGUGGCCAAGAAAAUUAUUCUCCGAGGACCAACAAUCCAGAAUCUCAUCAUUCUUUCAAAAAAGAAGAUAAAAAUGAUGAUCCCAAUGGCAACAAUGCAAAUAGUGCUUCAAGAGGGAACUGGUGGCAGGGUUCACUCUAUUACUAAUCCUAGCUUUAUAAAAUGCAAAUUAAGCAUCUAUAAGCUAAGGAAUGAUGGCUAUUAUGAUCUACAACCUUCAUAUACACUAUGGAAAUAUAAUAAGAUGAUAUAUAUAUAUAUGUAUAUGUAUAAAGAAAGAUAAUAUUAUUAUGUUAUAGUAGGAGUUGGAGCAUUAUGUGGUAGUGGUGUUGGGUUCUUUUUGUCCCAGCUAGACUCUUACACAUGAUCUGUAUGUUGUUGUAGGACUUUGAUGCCUUCCUUCUUGCAUACUACAUAGUUUCUUUUCCUUAGCUAACCUAAUCCAAUCCUCCAUGUAGUUCAAGAAAGAUUUCUGGGUUUUCAAUCUUGAAUAUAUUGUAUCUAUUAAUAUUCUAACCCUCUCUCAAUUUAAAUUAUAAGUCUAUUCGACAACUGCGAUUUAUUUUAUUUGAAAAACUCUAAAAACUAGAAGUACUUAAUAGUUGUUUUCAUAAAUCGCUAAAAGCAAAAUAUAGUACUUAUUAGCUGUUUGAAUAACUUUUCACAGCUAAUAGUAAUAACUUUUCAUAAAAUAUUAAAAAGCUAAACAUAGUAGAAAUUAUCAUUUUAUAAAAUAGCCCUGGCUGUCGUGGAACACAGCUUGCAAGAUGGAUCUAACAUUACAGAUUAACUUUAAGCACAAAAUAAAACAAGAAAAAAAGGGAAGAGGGGGGGGGGGGGGGGGGGGGGGAAAA